AUGGAGGGCAACUCCACCGCUGGACCCUUCGGCCCCUCGCAGCAGUUCAGCGUUGCUGACCUCGUUGUCAUAACGGCUUAUUUCUCCUUAAACGUUGCAGUGGGAAUAUGGUCUUCAUGCAGGGUGAACAGGAACACCAUCAGUGGCUAUUUCCUUGCUGGCAGAGACAUGGCAUGGUGGCCAAUCGGUGCCUCCCUCUUUGCCAGCAGCGAGGGCUCGGGGCUCUUCAUCGGCCUGGCUGGGACCGGCGCUGCCGGGGGAAUCGCUGUCACCGGCUUCGAGUGGAAUGCAACUUACGCUCUUCUGGCACUUGCCUGGGUGUUCGUCCCGGUCUACAUCUCAUCUGGGAUUGUCACCAUGCCCGAGUACCUCCAGCGAAGGUUUGGAGGGCAGCGGAUCCGGAUGUACCUCUCUGGUCUGUCGCUCCUGCUCUCCAUCUUCACCAAGAUCUCUACUGACCUGUACUCGGGGGCCCUCUUUGUGCAAGUCUGCCUGGGCUGGGACCUUUACCUCUCCACCGUCCUGAUGCUGGUGGUCACGGGGCUCUACACCAUUGCAGGAGGGCUGGCGGCCGUCAUCUACACCGACACGCUGCAGACGCUCAUCAUGGUCCUCGGAGCCAUCGUGCUGGCGGUGAAAGCUUUCAAUGAGAUCGGAGGUUACUCCAACCUGGAAGAGGCCUAUUUAAAAGCUGUGCCAUCCAAGAUUGUUCCCAACACUACCUGCCACCUGCCCAGAGGCGAUGCAAUGCAUCUCUUCCGAGAUCCAGUCUCUGGAGACCUGCCCUGGACCGGGAUGACUUUUGGGCUGUCUAUCAUGGCCACGUGGUACUGGUGCACUGACCAGGUCAUUGUCCAGCGGUCGCUCUCUGCCAAGAGCCUGAGUCACGCCAAGGCUGGCUCCAUCUUGGCCAGCUACCUGAAGAUGCUGCCCUUGUUCAUUAUCAUCAUGCCAGGGAUGAUCAGCAGGGUCCUGUACCCAGACACCGUGGCCUGUGUGGACCCCGAGGAGUGCACCCGCAUCUGCGGGGCUGCCGUGGGCUGCUCCAACAUCGCCUACCCCAAGCUGGUGGUCGAGCUGAUGCCCAGCGGGCUGCGUGGUCUGAUGAUUGCAGUGAUGAUGGCUGCCCUCAUGUCCUCCCUGACCUCCAUAUUCAACAGCAGCAGCACCCUAUUCACCAUGGACAUCUGGAGGAAGCUGAGGCCGGGGGCUGGCGAGCGGGAGCUGCUCUUGGUGGGCAGGUAG
This is a messenger RNA of Nestor notabilis (Kea), 1245 nucleotides long. RefSeq names its product solute carrier family 5 (sodium/sugar cotransporter), member 10 (gene SLC5A10). NCBI's taxonomy places the organism in Eukaryota, Metazoa, Chordata, Aves, Psittaciformes, Psittacidae. The transcript is spliced from 11 exons. Gene Ontology annotation, biological process: transmembrane transport. The coding region runs from base 1 to 1245 and encodes 414 amino acids. Gene Ontology annotation, cellular component: plasma membrane. Gene Ontology annotation, molecular function: D-glucose:sodium symporter activity. The record is from RefSeq and is a predicted model, not a curated record.